This is a messenger RNA of Salvelinus fontinalis (brook trout), 9044 nucleotides long. Its product is annotated as ras-responsive element-binding protein 1-like. Gene Ontology annotation, cellular component: nucleus. The record is from RefSeq and is a predicted model, not a curated record. Gene Ontology annotation, molecular function: DNA-binding transcription activator activity, RNA polymerase II-specific; RNA polymerase II cis-regulatory region sequence-specific DNA binding. The transcript has 13 exons. Bases 671 to 6142 code for a protein of 1823 amino acids. Lineage: Eukaryota; Metazoa; Chordata; Actinopteri; Salmoniformes; Salmonidae. Gene Ontology annotation, biological process: regulation of transcription by RNA polymerase II.
UACUUAAACACCAUUUAAUCAUCACACUCAUUUUUAAAUGAUAGGUGUGUAAAUCAACAACCAAGUUCUAGAACUUUAAAGGGCUUGAGUUUCCUCCGCGUGCACUUCCUCUCUCAGAGUUUUAUGUUGAGGGUACCACGCAGUCAUUGGUACCACGCCGCUCGAUAAAACGUUUUGCUCUUUUGAGACCCCUCCUGUAGAGAUGCUUACUGGCUCAAGUCUAGUGGCAGCAGCCUCAGUAACACGUCCCCUUGGAGACUAGCAGGAGCAACACGUGAUGCGUCUUACUUAUCAGGUUUAGGGGAGAGGAUAGAGCAGCGCUUUGGGGACGGCCAGAGAGGAAAGCGAAAUAAGUGUUUUCCUCUCGUCUCUCAACUCUUUCUUCCUCUUUAGGAAUUUGGAAGAAAGAGAGGGGAACAAAGUUGUCUAACUUUGCACAUCCUCAGUAACGCCAUUUUGAUUCCUCUCCGGAACAACUUUGCAGCUUCUUUUUUUUUCUUAGCCCCUCAUCACCAUCAUCAGUAUGUCUCGGCGCAAGCAGCCCAACCCCAACAAAGUCGAACUGUGAUCAGUGGGUGCUGACACUCGAGGUGGGCAGGCAGGCCGUCGUCUCCCCCCCAACCCUGAGCUCCGAGCCCAGACACCUUUUUUCCCUGGUCUCUCGACGGUGAUGGAGAGCACCACAGAGGACACGCGUCCGGGGGGAGGAGUGAGCGCCGAGCUGAGCGCUGGAGAGACCGACCACUCUGAGAAGCAGGAGACCCCUGACUGCACACACACACAGGACAAACACACAGGGAGUAACGGAGCGAUGGAGGAAGAGGAGGAGGAAGGUGCGGCUGGAGAAAAUGGAGAGAAUAUGACAGAGGAGGAAGGCGUGGACUUGUCAUCCAUCAACACCAUGUUGUCGACGGUGAUGAAUGCAGGCCAGCUCAACGGAGCCCUGGAGCCUUCCACACCCUCCACCGCCAUCAGCAAGACCACUCUGCCCAGACCCCCUAGUGUCAACCGCAAUGCCCGGAGGAACACCACGGAAGCCAAAGACUUCAGUACAGAUUUCAUCUGUCCCCUGUGUGACAAGGACUGUAUGACCCAGCACCAGCUCACUAUGCACAUCCGACAGCACAACUCGGACAACGGGGCGACGGACCACUCAUGCAGCAUCUGUGGCAAGGCCCUGAGCUCAGCCAGCUCGCUGGACCGCCACAUGCUAGUGCACAGCGGAGAGAGGCCAUACAAGUGCUCCUUCUGCGGACAGACUUUCACCACCAACGGCAACAUGCACAGACAUAUGAAGAUCCAUGACAAAGACCCGGCUGGCGUCGUUCCCAUCAGCCCCCCCUUGCCCACCAAGAGACGCCGUCCCUCCGCCAAGAGGAGGUCAGCCAUGGACGAGAACAAGGAGCGAAGUGAGGAACCGGCCAAAAAAAAGGUGCUAGAGGAGAGUGUGUUGGAGGAGUUGGGUUCAGGCCAGGGGGAUGAUGAGGUGUUGCCGUGCCCUAUCUGCUUCAAGACCUUUGGCUGCAAGUACGACCUGGAAGUCCACAUGGACACACACCCCGACACCACGCUCAGGUGUGACCUGUGCUGCCUCUCCUUCCGGACCCACCGCGGCCUGCUGCGGCACAACGCUGGCAUCCACAAGCAGCUGCCCACGGACCCCGGCGGACGACCCUUCAUCCAGAACAACCCCUCCAUCCCCUCUGGCUUCAACGACCUGGCCUUCAUUGACUUCUCCUGCCACAAGUUUCCCCACAUCGCCCAGGUCUGGUGUGAGACCAACCUCCGCCGGUGCACCAGCAAGUUCCACCGCUUCGUGUGUGAAGCCUGCGACAAAGGAUUCCCCUUGCUCUCGGCCCUGGUCCUGCACAGGACCACCAUUCAUCAGCAGCAGCCAUCACCCACAGAGGGCGCCCAGGAGCCACCCGCGGCCCAGGAGAAGCCGGCAACCCCGGCCCCUCAGCAGGCCAGCUUCCUGGAGACCCUGGGUCUGCAGCACAUCUCCCAGGUCAAGCUUCAGCCUUCGGAGGAUGAGGUCCGGCAAGCCCAGCUGGACAGCAUCCGGGUCAUCCAGGUUGAGCCUCUGGCCUCCACCCUGCCCCAGGAGGUGGAUUCCGCGGCUGCGGGAUCCCUCGGCGGCCUGGGGUUGGUGGCGGCCUCGUCCCUGCAGGGCCUUUCCCAGAGGGAGGCCCUCAGCCUGCUCUCCCUGCAGCCCUUCCCCACAGGUUUCCUCUUCCGCCCAGGUGGUGGUACUGCGGUCAAGCCUGUGUGUGGCGAGGCUGGCCUGAUGGAGCUGGCUGACAUCCAGCAGAUCCUGAAGGUGGCCUCGACCGCCCCCGGUCAGAUGGGCCUCCUGCCGUCCCUGGCCAAGGCUCCCCACUGGGGAGUGUCCGGCCAGGGCCAGGCGGCCGGCUGCAAGCACAUGCCCCCACUGAAGCCAAAGCCCAUGGUGGCACCACGCUCCAGCCUGGCUGCCUCCACGCUGCCGCCGCUUCAGAGCACCCAGCAGGCCUCCCUGGGCUGCAUCAGCCCCAGCCUGCCCCCGCCAGCCAGCCAGCUGCUCAAUAUGCCCCAAGAGUCUUCGUCAUCGUCCUCCUCUUCCUCGGGCAGCCAAGCCUCCCUGGAGAAGAUGCAGAUGGAAGCGGACUUCAUGGGCGACGCCCAUAUGCCCAACGACUCGACAGAGCUGCAAAUCAAACAAGAGGAGGGCCAGGCGGCCGGAGGGAAGAAGGGGGCAGGGGGUUCCAACCGCGGCGGCGUCAAGGCCUCCUACCCCUGUCGCUUUUGCGAUCAGGUGUUUGUUUACUCCGGGGUGCUGCAGGCGCACAUGCGCUUCCACCUGGGCAUCCUGCCGCACCAGUGCAACAUCUGCGACUACGUGGCGCCCGACAAGGCCACCCUUAUCCGCCACCUGCGCACGCACAGCGGCGAGCGCCCCUACGUUUGCCGCGUCUGCCACUACCCUUUCACCGUCAAGGCCAACUGCGAGCGCCACCUGCGCAAGAAGCACAUGAAGAACACAAGGAAAGAGAUCGAGAAGAACAUCAAGUACGUCUCGUCGACCACCACCCAGGAUCCCUUGGAGCUGGCCUCCGCCGGCGACACCGCCUGCCGUUUCUGUGGUGAGGAUCUAAAGAGCUACCGGGCUCUCCAGAUUCACCUACGCACCCACAACGGCUGCCAGCGCAAGCCCUUUGAGUGCCGGCGGUGCGGGGCGGCUUUCCUGGCCAAGAGGAACUGCAUCCACCACAUGCUCAAGCAGCACCCCGAGGUGCAGGAGCGGGAGAUCGAGGAGCACAUUGCCACCCUUCUCCCCGCCAUCACAGCCACCACCUCCAGGGCCAGCUCCAGCAGCCCUCUGGCUCUCAACGGCCUUAUGCCCACCCCCAGUGCCACCGUGCAGCCGGUCAAGGUGGAGGAUUUCAGCGUCUACUCCUCCUCCGGUGACUUGGAUCAGCCAUUGGACUUCUCCAACAAGAGCCGCAGGGGGGGUGGGACCAGCAGCAGUUCAGGGAGCCUAGCCGGUUCUCCUGGGAUCAAACUGGAGACGGUCAGCCUGGUAGCCUACGACAGCUCCAUGGAACCUAUUGACCUGUCCAUCCCCAAGAACCCCAACAAGAGGCUGAAGAGAGACGCCACCGCUGUUGACCCGAUGGGCGUGGAGCGCCGAGAGAUCAAAAAGGAGCUGCCCUUCCCCAGUGUACUGGACCACCUCCCCUCAGCCCUUCAGCUGGACAAGAGCUAUGAGGAGAAUCUGAAGACCCCCCAGUCUGGCUCUUACCAGCUCCCCCCAUUGACCAUCUCCCCGCUUCUCAUUAGUACCCCUACUGCCACAGGCCGGGCGCUCCGUCUCAAGCCCCUGCUGCCCAAACCGACCUCUUCUUCCUCCUCCCUGAAAGAGCUUCCCCCUCUGGCUUCCAUUGCCCAGAUCAUCUCCUCCGUCUCAACGGCUCCAGAUUUGCUCAAGAGGGAGCCCACGCCGGAUAACAAGGCUGGCGCCGGCCUCAACGGCCUCCAGACAGAACCUGAGCGUUUAGUUGGGGGCUACAACAGCUCUGAAGCCUCGAUGGAAGAGCUCCCCCUAGAGGGCUCGUCCAGAAAGCGCACUAGGAAGAAGCCAGCGAGCCAGGCCAAGACUAUAGCACCUGCCCGUGUGCCCACGCCCGAGCAAAACACAGACAGCGGCAUGGACCUGGAGUCCAGUGGGGAGUUUGCCAGCGUGGAGAAGAUGCUAGCCACCACCGACGCUAACAAGUUCAGCACCUACCUGCGGACGGGUGCGGUGGAGCUUGGAAGGAGGGACGAGGGGAGACAGAGCCAGGGAGAGGAGAAAGAGUUGCCUCCUCAGUCUGUGCCGCCCCAGUCCAAAGGAGGGAAGAAGAAUGCCUACUCCAACUCGGUGCAGAAGAUGAUCUGUCCCUUCUGCCCCCGGGUCUUCCCCUGGGCCAGCUCCCUGCAGAGGCACAUGCUCACACACACUGUCUUCUCUAAUGUGCUGUCGGCUACAGGUCAGAAGCCCUUCCCCUGUCCCAAAUGUGACGCCUUCUUCUCCACCAAGUCCAACUGUGAGCGCCACCUGCUGCGCAAGCAUGGCGUGACCAACCACUCGCUGCGCCGCAACGGCCAAAUGUCCAAGAACAAGGAUGGCGACGAGGGUUCACACGACAGCGCAGAGAGCUCUGAGAAUGAGCAGACUGCAGGAGAGGCUCUGGACCUGAGCAGCAUGGACCCCGAUCAGAAAAGCUCUGCAUCCGAGUCGCCCAGCACAGACCAAACACCAGACACUGCUGAGCUGCUGCUAGGGGAGAUGGAACCGCAACCCAACAACAACAUUGAAAAUGACGACAACGACGAUUCGCAGAGCAACAAGAGCUUGGACCUCAACUUUGCCAGCAAGCUCAUCGACUUCAAGUUCUCGUCAGAAGGCCAGCAGCCCCAGACCUCCCUGGUUGGAGAUAAGGUGGUGGCGGUGGCCGAGCCAGAUAGAGUGACGGCCACCCAGCAGCAGGACCAAGAGCCCUCCAAGUACACCUGCAAGAGCUGCAAGAAAAACUUCCGUUAUGCCGCCACCCUGGCUCGCCACGAGAAGGCACACUUGUGUGAGACUGCACCCCCCGAAGAGUCUUGUGGAACAGAGGAGACUGGGCCUGCCCCAGAGGAUCUCCCCAACACUACUACAACCACCGCCGAGGAGGAGGAUCAGGAGGAGGGAGAGAAGGAGGCUCCGGAAAGCGAGGGAGUGGGCAGUGUGAUGGACAGUGGUUCAGAGGAGGAGGAGAAGAAGGAGGAGAGAAGUGACGAGGAGGGGGCAGCAGAACCAAAGAAUGAAGGAGAGGCAGGCAGAGGGUCGGGGAGCAAGGCGGACAAGAGGAAGAAGAUCUGUAACGUGUGCAGCAAACGCUUCUGGUCACUGCAGGAUCUGACAAGACACAUGCGUUCGCACACAGGUGAGAGGCCCUACAAGUGCCAGACGUGCGAGCGCACCUUCACCCUGAAGCACAGCCUGGUGAGGCACCAGCGGAUCCACUUGAAGCCACGGGGCAGCGAGGGGGCAGAUGGAGCUGAUGCCAACGGGGCAGAGGCCCCGGCCGGGGACUCAGCUAGUGAGGAGGGAGAGUGCACCCCCACCAGCACCUGCCCCCCUUCAGAAAACGAGAGCGAAGGCACCGGAGGGGCCAGAGAGGAGGGAGGCGAGGGAACUGAGAAAGAGGCCCCUCUGCCAGACCCCACAUCCCUGGCCCAGUCCCUGUCCACCACUGAACCAGCCCAGUCAGAGUCAGCUACAGAGGCCAUAGCUGAGCCGCUCGUUGAGCCAGUCUCGGAAGCAGUCUCUGAAUCAGUUCCUGACUCAUCUGUAGAACAAACCUCAGACGGACCCUCUGAAACAGAUGUAGAACUAGACGCUGAGGUAUCAGCCUCUGAAAUGGCUAGAGAAACAGAUGGCAAUGCAGCCACUCAAACGCCAACAGAAACCCCCAAAGAAUCUUCCACAGAGUCCCCAGCCCCACAGCCCACUACCCCAGAGAAAGACCCUGAUGGCCCCUCGGAAGGCUUCAUCCAAGGCCUACUGGAGAUCCACACCAAGCCUUCCCUGGAGCACAUCCUUCCCGCUGGCGAGGCUCCCUUGGUGGACGUUGAGUGAGGGAGGCACCCUCCUUCCUACCCCCAGUCUCUGGUUCUCUGUAUGCAGUGGACCGCUGUAUGUGCCGCAGUGCCAUAGAAGUACUCCUAAAGAAUGCAAGACGAUGAAAUCAAGAAGAAACACCUUGUUUCUAAGUGCCUUACUACUUCUAUUUUGUUAGUUUUUUUGCUAUAUCUUUAUCUACAUUUAUCUACCGAGGAUCUAAUUUUUUAUAGCGUUUUAUGAUGAUUACAUAAUUGUUUUGGGAUUCUAUGAGAAGAACUUUGAAUAAGCAAUAAAUGAAAUCAAAUUUACCAUGACCGAUUUAUAUUAAAUGAUCAAGUGUGUGACAGACAAAAAUAACUGUUAUUGUAUAUUUAAACCACAGUCGUACCUUAAAAACAAUGCUGAGACUGAGAAAAGACUUGAGUAAGUUCACCAGCGGUGGGGAUAAAGUCACGUAUGUAACUGGAAACACAGCUAUAGCAGAUACCUGUCAGGCUGUCACAAAGGUGUCCUGAAAAAAGACUGUCGUUCUCUCCCCUUCAACUUGAUUUACUCUCUCUCUCUCUCUCAUGAUCCCUGAUAACCAACAUCUACAGUCUCUGUUUGUAUUGAGAAUACAUGAAUGAACUGUGACAUGAUUUGGUGUUAGGAGGCAAAUCAAAGAAAACAGACCUGACAAUGGAUAGCGUACCAUAUCUGAGAUCUAUGCUGUUGCGUUCCCCUAGGCUCUCUUUAUCUUGCCAUGAUAUGGGCAAUAUUUGCCUGAAAUGUGUUUUUUCCCCGAAAUCAUUCUCAUUUUAUUUCAUGUGCAUUGACCAUGUUGCGUGUGGGAGUGUUGUGUGUGUGUGUGUGUGUGUGUGUGUGUGUGUGUGUGUGUGUGUGUGUGUGUGUGUGUGUGUGUGUGUUAUUUGUUCAGGAGAGGUUGGGGGAUGUAAGGUGUUUGAGGAAAUGUACUUUUCCAGAACAAAAGGGCUUGAUAUGUGUACCCUCCCAUAUCUCUCACUGUCACUUUCUAGCGUUCCUAGAAACUUGUACUGUGUCUGUACUACCACCAGUGUGUCCGGCUUGUGUUGUGUCCACCUCCCCCUUAGUGGCAACUCAUUUCCUUGCCGCUACUUUAGACGUCUUCCAAAACCAACCGUCACUGUGUUCUUAAAGGCCUACCUGUGGUUCUGGGUUAUUUUGAUGCAGAACCUCACCUCGUGCUCUAGGUGGAACACUACUCUGUUUUGUCUACUUGAACUGUUGUAGCCCUGCUCCCUCCCAUUCAGGCAGCCACCUUCCACCACGCCACUCGCCCCCCCUUCCACCCUCAAGAGAAUAUUUUCCGAGGUGGGACUCAAAUGUCAAUCAUGUCACCUUGCGGGGUUGAAUUUUGUCUAAAUGUAUGUGUUUUUUCUUCUUUUCUUCUCAUUUUAUAUUUAAAAAAAACUCAGAAGCAAACAAAUCAAACCUCAUGGCGCGGUAAGACGCAGCAUCGGCUGGCUGGAGGCUGACGGACUGAGAGCAGAGAGCACUGGACUAGUCAGCCUCUGCCAGGCAACUGCCCAUAUGGCACUAACAAAUUAAAAACAAACCUAGUACGACAAUAAACAGCUAAGCGAUCAGAGAGAAUGAACUGAAGUGAAUUUCUGAGCUGUGUUUGGAACUUGAACGUAACACAGAGUAUUAAGUGGAGGGGAGAGGAGGGGGUGCGGCGCAUUGACAGGUGGCGAGGCAAGUACAACUACAGAAAGAAGUCUGCCCUCUAGUGGCCGUACCACAGUAGCUCCCCCAUCCCAAUCCUGCUCUCAGGCACUGGGAAAGUAUUGUCAGAAUAGAAUGCAAAAUGCAAUUGUGUUCUAAAAACACUGUGUUGAGGGACUCACUCAGCUUAUCUCAUUCAUUAUACCUUCAACCCUGUGUGGGUGUAUGAUUAUGAGUCCCAUGAGAAUGCACAUGGACUGUUUUUAUUGUAUUUAUUUGGAAAUCCGGUGAGGGGUGAAUAGAUGUGACUUGAGGAGAAGCCAUGUAUUAUUACCACAUUGAUGCUGCAGAGAAUACCGGAUUCAAAUCCACAAAAUGGUCGCCCAGCAUCGGCCCGGGACUUCUAUUAGCAAUAAUCACUUUUGAUUUGAAAGCUUUAUGUAGACCUUUGUAUUUGUUUAUAGACUGUGUGGAUCUAUUUUUGUUUUGUUAUUUUUAGUUUGGCUAAGAUUUUUUUUCUCUUCUCAGAUAUAUAAAUACGUAUAAAACUGUGAAAUUCAUUGUGUUUCAGAUAAUGGGUGAGUUUUAGGCUUGUUUUGCAUGUAACCCUAAUUUGUUCAAUUAUGGAUGAUUCAUUUUUUUCUCUCCAUCUCGCUCUCAGGGUCUUUAUAAAAUGCAUAUUCAAUACUUCAUUUUCCUGAGUUGCAAGAUGUUCUUACAAGUUCUUUUUUUACGAUUAAAACUGUCAAUCACUACAUUUAGCACUUGACUGUGAACUGCAAUCAGCAGAACAGAGAAAAUGAACUUGUGCUAAACAUCCUCGUGGUUGAGAGCGUGCUGUCAGCAGGAUUCUUUUUUAAUAUUAAACUCAUUAUUUUUGGUCUGCUUUUGAUUUGAUUAUACAUUUUUACCCCCUCCCUCAAAUUGCAGUCACCUCUCGUUUCAACCUCUCUCAUUUGAAGAGGAAAUCAAAUCGUGACUCUGUAAAAACCAAUGAAAGUGGCUGUGUCACUGUCUGACGUUCUGACCCUUUGUGGAAGGGAACUUUGUGUCGCUGCUACGGCCACACCAGAACUCACCUCAUAAAUGGGCCUGGAUCAGAACCUUCAACGUUAGCUACACUGCUCCCCUCCCUCCUGGUAUUACAGUGCUUCAGAAUCAGAAAUGUAAGCUGUUCUGUGUCGAAAAAAUGAAAGCAAUAAAGAUAUAUUAAGGAAAGGUGUGAAUCAAA